This is a messenger RNA of Macrobrachium nipponense, 1596 nucleotides long. RefSeq lists its product as uncharacterized. The transcript is spliced from 4 exons. NCBI's taxonomy places the organism in Eukaryota, Metazoa, Arthropoda, Malacostraca, Decapoda, Palaemonidae. The record is from RefSeq and is a predicted model, not a curated record. Bases 76 to 801 code for a protein of 241 amino acids.
CCAGUCCCGCUGUCGCUAGUCGCUUAAACGUAGACCGUGUAGGGCCCGUCCAAAAAUAUAUAUAUAAAAAUAGCCAUGAAGCACCCGUGGUUAAGCGCGCUGCUAUUUCUUGGACUAACGCUGGUCGUUAGAUCGAAGGAAGCAGAAACCAAUCACCUGCAGGAAAUACAGCACUCCAAAGGGAGAGCCGGAACUGAAAUAGCCAACGCUGUAGUGGACAAAGUUGGGCAGGUCACAAACACAGUCACAGGAGUGGUGGCUGGAACGCCGCUGGCUGACCCUUUCAGCGCUUUCCUCCUGUUCAUCGGUAACAUCUUAGGUUUCUUCAACAACCUCGACGUCAACAACGCCAACCUCGGCACAUUGGAUCUUACCAACCUCGACCUCGCCAACCUUGGCCUCGGAGUCGGAACCGCUGGUACUGCUGCCGGAGGAGCAGCUGCAUUGUUCGCCACUGCCAUAGCUGCCCUGUCCAGCUUCAAGACUGGUCUACUUACAGUGGGUGUCAAGGGGCUCGAGAUCGCCAACUUCAUUCUGGCUAUCAUCGGUCUAGCUCUUCUCGGAGCUUAUGCUUACGUCCACGAAGGAGACAUUCAGGGUAUCUUCGAAACUGGAACAGGGUAUGCCAGCGGUACCGGCUACGAGGAAUACGAAUACCCACAUGACUCGUACAGCUCUUACGUCAGCUCUGCCCGCGCCCUUCUUGAUACCCCGGUCGUACAGCGCCUGGCUACUGCCGUCCACGAUGCCAUCACCAAAUACCAAGAAGACGUAGAAGAGAGAGAAGCGGAGGCAGAAUAAAGGAUAUGAAUCUCCGUCCGGCUCUCUGGGGGAAGGUUGGAGACACGAGCUCAGUCUCCAACGUCUCCGUUGCUGGCACAGAAGAAGAAAAAGAAAAAGAAGAAGAAGACGCACCUCCAAGACGAAGAAGGUCAUCCACCCCGGAAACUCGCUCUACUGCAUCCUCAUUGUAUUUAUUGUUGUAUUUAUUUCUGGGGUCUUGCCUCGACUCGGCAUGCUGGCCGUGCCAUCGGCAAGACUCAUAGCACAGUCCAUUGAGUUACACGGAUCGUUUGAACGCCAAAGACAUUUUGACGUUGAUAUUGGGAGUCCCUCCGGACUCCCCCCCUAACGCCAUACCAGUCGAACGCUUUACCGGAUGGUCGUCCUCGACUGCUUGUGUCGAAGAAGCCAUUAACAGAACUUGACUACUGGACUUGACUGGGCCUACUGACGUGGCCUCAGAAACGACUUGAAAUGCUGCCGCAGGCUUUAAUUUAUUUUGUGACAGAAAUGACCCUUGACGUACCUGAUUCCAGCGUAUAAGAGACGCUUAAUAAAAGUUCAUUUAUCUAUCCUCUGUACAUAAUUGUAUAUUUAUAUUGUUAUUUGUUGUUCGAUGUCUCUCUUAUACCUUGUGAUGAGAACCUGUACACCCACAUGAAGCCACUAAGAUCCUAUUUAGUACAGGUCAGACACAAGACCUAGUCAUGCGAAUAUGACUGACGCAUCUGACUACAGAAUCUUUAUUCUUGUCUAUAUUUUUAUAAGGCUAUGUAACAUUGUUAACAUUUUAAUAAAAUAUCAUAUCUGAUA